AUGUUGAGUCAAGCUGUGGCCAAUCAAGUUGGACAGAAUGAGAAUCGACAGGAAGUGGCUGAUACUUCAAGGAUCCGUGAGUUCUUAAGGAUAAAUCCUCCAAGAUUCACUUGUUCAAGUGUCACUAAGGAUCCAAAAAACAUUGUUGAAAAGCUUCAGAAGUCUGAAGUUCACAAAACUUUCAGCUAUGCUUCGGAGAUGGUUGCUAACAUGAGAAGCAAGAUGAGUUUGUUCGUUGCUGGGUUGUCUCUUCUGUCUAGUAGGGAAGGCAAGACAGCUAUGUUGAUAGGAGAUAUGGACAUAGCAAGGCUGAUGAUCCAUGUGCAACAGGUAGAGGAAGAGAAACUGAAAGAUAGGGAGGAGAUUCAAAACAAUAGAGCAAAGAAGGGGAUGAGUCCGUGCAGCAGAAGAGUAAUGCCAACCGGUCAUCUUUCCAAUGGAAACAAAAAGAGUCGUCCUAGGUUUCGACAAAGUUUUUCCGGUCAAGGUUCCUCCGAGGCUCCUCCUAAGUUCAACGAAUAUAAUGUGUCUUACCCUAAGCCUAAAGGAGGUGAUGGUGGUGGAUCUUCAUUGCCUAGGUCUACUUCUACUAAGUGUGGAAGGAAGCACGAAGGUGAAUGUCUAACCGAUACCGAUGGUUGCUUCGGUUGUGGUAAGAGUGGCUACAAGAAGAGGGAUUUCCCAAUGCUUUUGGCUAAGGGAAUAGAGGGCAAGCAAGAUACUCCUAGUGGUUCGGGUUCCAAUGCUCCCAAGCAAAUCUGA
This is a messenger RNA of Solanum stenotomum, 762 nucleotides long. RefSeq lists its product as uncharacterized. The transcript has 3 exons. NCBI's taxonomy places the organism in Eukaryota, Viridiplantae, Streptophyta, Magnoliopsida, Solanales, Solanaceae. The record is from RefSeq and is a predicted model, not a curated record. The coding region runs from base 1 to 762 and encodes 253 amino acids.